AUGCCGUCCGGUGAUGUCACUUCCGUCCGCCAUUUGACUUGACGGGGCGGCGCCAUGACGGACCGCUACACCAUCCACAGCCAGUUGGAGCAUCUCCAGUCCAAGUACAUCGGGACGGGCCACGCCGACACCACCAAGUGGGAGUGGCUGGUGAACCAGCACCGCGACUCGUACUGCUCUUACAUGGGCCACUUCGACUUGCUCAACUACUUCGCCAUCGCCGAGAAUGAGAGCAAGGCGCGCGUCCGCUUCAACCUCAUGGAGAAGAUGCUGCAGCCCUGCGGGCCGCCCGCCGACAAGCCCGACGAGUCCUAACCCUGCGCCCUGCCCACCGGCACCGGCCUCGCUGUGACUCUGCACGCCGCGGGGAGAUGGAGGGAGUCGCCUCGUCCUCUUGCCCGCGUCCUGUGUUCGGCGAAGGGUGUUGGAGGGAGAAGGAAGCUCUGUAAAACGCCCGCUCUUGGACACUUUGGUUUCUCUUAGUUGCACAGAUGUUUGCCCUUUGUUUUUUUAAUGGGAAAUAAAAUCUACUGGGCAUUUCUAACGUGUUGUGUGGUAAUCUGCUGAUAAGAGCUCUUGGUUCGAAAGGGAAUACUGAUAUAUUAAUUUUUUCAGUGCAGCUGUCCAAAUGCUUAACAGAUAACAUGAUAGUACCUUGCCAGCCCUGCUAGCUGGUGCUCAGUUGCCAGCAUUGUUUGUUGGGAGGGAGAAGCAGAAGUCUGUUGGCACUGAAAGGCUUUGAUUUAUUGUUAGCAUUUCUUGAAUUGAGUGAUCUGUGACUAAAUACAGGCCAAUUACUUAAGGGCCCUUAAACUCCAGAGUGACUUUUCUUCAUGGACUGUUCUAUGCUUUGUCUUCCUUUUCCCUGUAUGUUGCAUUUUCCAAAUACUUAUUGUAUCUAUUCCAGCUUAGUUUCUUUUUUACUUAUGUUUGUAGCCAUCCAGUGAUUAAAAAUGUUUCCGUGAUUCGCUGCACAAGUGAGUAUGAAUGUGGGGCUUAGGCACUGUAAAUAAGAGUGAUGUGGAGACAAAGGAAAAACUAAGCCAUUUGCCAAAUGACUUCUCAACAUUUCUUCCUGUAAGAGAGAAAAAAAAUGAGUUUGUUACUACUUUGAAGUAAAAUGCCUAGAAACUCCCAUGAAGUGACUUUCACUUCAGUUAUAUUCAGGCUGCAAACAAGAUGGAUGUUAGAUUUG
Lagopus muta (rock ptarmigan) is the source of this 1195-nucleotide messenger RNA. It is a transcript of the gene SF3B5, whose product is annotated as splicing factor 3b subunit 5. Lineage: Eukaryota; Metazoa; Chordata; Aves; Galliformes; Phasianidae. The record is from RefSeq and is a predicted model, not a curated record. Gene Ontology annotation, cellular component: U2 snRNP; precatalytic spliceosome. The transcript has a single exon. Gene Ontology annotation, biological process: mRNA splicing, via spliceosome. Bases 55 to 315 code for a protein of 86 amino acids.